Molecule: messenger RNA, 4137 nt
Organism: Funneliformis geosporum
Lineage: Eukaryota; Fungi; Glomeromycota; Glomeromycetes; Glomerales; Glomeraceae
Source: the annotation of a GenBank genome assembly
AUGUCGAGCGAAACGAAUAUUGACACUACUAUUGUAGGGUCUUCCUCUGGUGAUACGUUAUCUAUUAACUCUGUCGUUACUACCUCCACAGAUAACACCAUGGAAGAUACUGCUGAAAAACAAGCUCGUAAGAAGCAAAGCAGACAAAGCUGGAAAGGUUCAUCUAAGGGCGACGGUAAUUAUACUAAAGGAAAUAAAACUGCUGGCCUCGUAGAAGAAAAUAAUUGGAACGAAAAUGGCGAUGAAAGGAAGAAAAAAGAAAAAAAGGCGAGUAAAAAUCGUGGCCUCCUGGCUGAUGGGACCGAUCAACCUAAAAACAAAGAUGAUGUGUUGGACUUAAAUGACAACAAACAAUCUGUUGCACAACACCAACGUAGAAAGUCAACGGCUAACACUCUUGAUAUUCCAAAUAAAAAUAAAAAUUCUAACAACAACCUCAACAAAUCAUCUCACCGUCGUGGUACUUCUAUGGCCAAUGUUGCAGAAAUCCAAAGUUCUUCCUCAAAAAAUGCUGCUGGAAAAUCUAGAGGUAGUAAAGACGACUCUGAAAACAAGUCUGAAGCCCUAGAAUCUCUACAACAAAUUAUUGCUAGUCUCAAAAAUUUGCCAGCCGUUCCUCCUAAACCUCAAAAAUCAGAGAAAAAAGAUGAAGAAAGCCAUACCGAAACAACUUCAAAACAUAAACGAGGCGAAUCAAGCAUUAAUUCUGGAAAACGUCCACCCGCUGCAAAGCAACACAAGAAAAAUGCAUCCGUUUCAUUUUCUUUUCCUUUAACCUCUUCGGCGGUUACCAGUUCAUUGAAAGGUAUUCCUGACUCAGAAGAUGGUAAGCCAAUGGAUAUUGAAAAUGCCUUACAAGACACUAUUUCUUCUUUGAGACGAAUGAGUUUGGACAAAGGUAAGGCUCAGAAGGAAAAGGAAGUUGAUAAGAGAAAGGAAGAAUAUGAAGAUGGAGAGACUGAAGAAGAAAAGAAGGCACGACGUAAAAAAAACCAGAAUAACCGUAAAUCUAUUAACCUUGAUGAAGUUUCACAGUAUGUUGAUAGAAAUCAAGAAUUAGCUUCACCGAAAUCACCCUUUGAUUUCAAGAAAAAUGAAGAGCAACAACAAUCAGCUGUUAAAAAAUCUCAUCGUCGUCAUCAAUCACUUGGCCACACGUUGUCUGUUGCAUCAACUUCUUCAUCUGUUGUUAAACCUAAUAUUCCGACACAUACCCGACGACACAGUGUCGCUCUUAAUGGAAGCAAAGAUGUUCUUAAAGAACUUGAGAAAAAUCAAGGCAGACAAUCCGGAACAGAUUCUAAAGGUGGUCAUCGUCGAAGCAACUCUAGAAACUUUGAUGGUAACUGGCGAUCAACACAACCUUUUCAACCAUUCCCACCUAAAUACGGCAUGAUAAAGAAGCAACAACAAAAUCAACAGAAUUCUAACAAUCAACAGCAAAGAAAAUCACUUUUUGCUCCUUAUCUUCCUCAAGCAAAUCUUCCUCCACUUCUCAAACAAGGUCAACUAGUUUCUGGUGUUUUACGUAUCAAUAAACGCAAUCGAUCCGAUGCCUAUGUAACUACAGAAUCGCUCGACGCUGAUAUUUAUAUUUGUGGAUCCAAGGAUAGGAAUCGAGCUCUUGAAGGUGAUGUAGUGGCUGUAGAAUUAUUAGAUCCGGAGAAAAAAAAAGUUGAUAAAAAGAAAGAUGAUGUCGAAGUCGAAGGACAAGGGUUGAUGUUAUUUGAGGAUGAUGAUAUCGUUACAGACGAUCAAAGACCUAAAUACUGUGGUCAUGUUGUUGCUGUUAUGGAAAGGAUGCCUGGACAACUUUUUUCUGGAACGCUUGCACUACUUAGACCUUCUUCUACCGCGACUAAAGAAAGAGAAGCUGCAGAAAAGGCUCGUCGUGAAGCAGAAGAGCGUGCUGCUGGUAUUGAACCAAAAGUUGAAGAACCAAGAGACGAUAGGAGAGACGAAAGAAAUGAACGUCCAAAGAUCGUUUGGUUUAAACCGACCGAUAAACGCGUUCCUUUGAUUGCUAUUCCUACCGAGCAAGCUCCAUCUGAUUUUGUUGAAAAUCAUCAAUCAUAUGCUCAACAAUUGUUUGUUGCAUGUAUUAAACGUUGGCCUAUUACCUCCCUUCAUCCUUUUGGUACAUUAGUCACUCAAAUUGGUGAAAUUGGAGAUAUAGAUGUCGAAACCGAAGCUCUUCUUAAAGAUAAUAAUGUAUCUUCUGAGGAAUUUAAUGAAGUUGUAACGAAAUGCCUUCCUUCGUUGCCAUGGACCAUUCCUGAAAAGGAAUUUGAUACACGUCGUGACUUGCGUACUGCUAGAAUUUUCACCAUUGAUCCUUCAUCAGCCAAGGAUCUUGAUGAUGCUGUCUCUUGUUCUCGAUUACCUGAUGGUAAUUAUGAAAUUGGAGUUCACAUUGCAGAUACUAGCUAUUUUGUGAAACCAAAUACUCCUCUAGAUAGAGAUGCUCGUAAGAGAGCUACUACAGUAUAUUUAGUGCAAAAAUCUGUUCCGAUGCUCCCACCAUUACUUUGUGAAGAAUUGUGCAGUUUGAAUCCUGGUGUAGAAAGGCUUGCAUUUUCUGUAAUUUGGAAAAUGACACCCGAAGGAAAGUCUAUAGAUACAUGGUACGGUCGAACUAUCAUCAGAACAUGCGCAAAAUUGUCAUACGAAAAUGCUCAGGAAGUGAUUGAUGGAAAACCCUUAAAUGCCGAGGUCAAAAUAUUUAAUGAUUAUAGUUCUAAAGAGGUAGAAGCUGAUAUCAAAUUACUACAUGAGUUGUCCCAACGUCUUCGUGGGUUACGUUAUAAACGUGGUGCUUUGUCUUUGGGUUCCAUCAAGCUCAAUUUUGAGCUUGAUGAGUAUAAUAAUCCAAUCGAAUGCUUUGUUUCGGAAUAUAAAGAUGCCAACCGUCUUAUUGAAGAAUUUAUGUUACUUGCAAACAUGAGCGUUGCACAAAAAAUUUCUAGUGCUUUUCCGGAACAAGCUUUGUUAAGACGCCAUGCUCCUCCUAUUGAGCGUAGACUUAAUUAUUUCGUUGAGCAUGCUAGUAGAUUAGGAUAUGAUUUUGAUGUUUCAACUGCUGGAUCAUUGCAAAAGUCUUUUAACAAUAUAUACGAUAAUGCUGUUAGAGAAGUAUUAAGACUUCUCGCCAUUAAACCAAUGCAAAGAGCAAAAUAUUUCUGUACUGGUACUUUGGAUAUUGCCAAAUAUCAUCAUUACGCUUUAAAUGUACCUCUCUAUACUCACUUUACAUCUCCUAUUCGUCGAUACGCUGAUGUUCUUGUUCAUCGUAUGCUUGACGCUGCUAUUUCCGGUGAGAAACGAUUCUAUCUUGAUAAAGACACCGUUCAAAAGACAGCUAAUCAUUGUAAUGUUAAGAAAGAAGCUGCAAAAAAUGCUCAGGAACAAAGUAGUCAUCUCUUCCUUUGUGUUCUUCUUCAUAAUUUGUCGGUACAAUCUGGUCCUGUCAUUCGCGAAGCGGUCGUUGUUGGUGUUAAAGAUCAUGCUUUUGAUGUUUUAGUUCCAGCUUUUGGCAUUGAAAAACGUGUUCACUUGGAUCAGUUACCUUUGGAAAAAUUUAUUUUUGAUGAUGAAACCGGUGAUCUCACUUUACGUUGGAAACCUGGUGUCAGUUCUCUUGAGCCGAUCCUUUAUGAUGAAGGUUUCGCAGAGGAUGACGAUGAUGUUUUGGAUGUAGACGAAGACGCUUUGCUUGCUGAUGAUUAUCAUUAUGAAUUAAUGGAUGUAACUAGUCGUCCUUUUGAAGAUGAGAAUAGAUUGUUCGAUGUCAGUUCUGAUAUUGGUGAAGAUGAUAUCGAUGAUGAGAAUCUUAUAAUUGGUGACGAAAACGCUGAAAUCAAUCAGGAUACUAUUUCUACGGUUCCUACUGUUUCUACUUAUGAAUUUCAAAAAGCGGAGAGUUUAGCUUCAGAAACAUUUGACCAAUCACUUACCACUAAAACGACGACUCCAAUUAUCAAAGUAACGGAGCCACCUCAAUUGUCAAUAGAUUCUGAUCCUGACAUUCCUAACUCUCAGAUAAUUAGGGAGCUUUGUUAUCUUCAAGUUGUUAUCACAGCGGAUUGCAAAAAAAGUCCACCGGUUAUCAAAGUUUUGGCCGUUAACCCUUAUGCGUAA